CAUCCCCGCUGCCCCCGCCCCGCGCCCCGCCCCGGUGCCAGCCCGGCGCGGUGGCGGCGGCGGAGGCGCAGCGCUCCCGCCCCCGGUAGCGGCGGCAGCGGCGGCCCCGGCCCGGCCCGCCAUGGCCAAGCAGUACGACGUGCUCUUCCGGCUGCUGCUGCUGGGGGACUCGGGCGUGGGCAAGACCUGCCUGCUCUGCCGCUUCACCGACAACCAGUUCCACCCCGCCCACAUCUCCACCAUCGGCGUUGACUUCAAGAUGAAGACCAUUGAAGUGGAUGGGAUUAAGGUGCGGAUACAGAUCUGGGACACGGCAGGCCAGGAGCGGUACCAGACCAUCACCAAGCAGUACUACCGGCGGGCGCAGGGCAUCUUCCUGGUGUACGACAUCAGCAGCGAGCGCUCCUACCAGCACAUCGUGAAGUGGGCCAGCGACGUGGAUGAGUACGCACCUGACGGCGUCCAGAAAAUCCUCAUCGGGAACAAGGCGGACGAGGAGCACAAGAGGCAAGUGGCCAAAGAGCAAGGGCUGCAGCUGGCCAGGGAGUACGGGAUGGACUUCUACGAGACCAGCGCCUGCAGCAACCUCAACAUCAAAGAGUCCUUCACGCGGCUGACGGAGCUAGUGCUGCAGGCACACCGCAAGGAGCUGGAGGGGCUGCGGGCCCCCCCCCGCACCCCAACCCUGGCCCGCCUGGAGGAGGACGAGCAGCAGCCCCUGGGGAGCGAGGACAGCCCCAAAGCCUGCUGGUGUUGAAGCCUGGGCCCCCCCCGGCCCCCUCCCUGGGCUGUGUUUGGGUGGGGGGCGUGGAGGGUGUGGGAUUGGAGCAGUCCAGAUGGAGGGGGGCACAGUGGGUGCCUGGUGGCAGGGGGCAACCUGGGUAUGGCAGGGGCCGGGCAGGCAUCGCAGGGGUGCCCCCCCAUUCCGGCACUCCUGUUCCCCCUCGGUGUGCAGGGUGGGGUGGGGGGUGUCGUGGGCCCCCACCCCGGUUUUACACAUACAUAUACACACACACACACACGGUUUGCAAAAUAAAGGUGAUGCU
Messenger RNA from Phalacrocorax carbo (great cormorant), 1046 nucleotides. Lineage: Eukaryota; Metazoa; Chordata; Aves; Suliformes; Phalacrocoracidae. The record is from RefSeq and is a predicted model, not a curated record.